Messenger RNA from Hibiscus syriacus, 1315 nucleotides. RefSeq names its product WAT1-related protein At3g02690, chloroplastic. The transcript is spliced from 7 exons. NCBI's taxonomy places the organism in Eukaryota, Viridiplantae, Streptophyta, Magnoliopsida, Malvales, Malvaceae. Gene Ontology annotation, cellular component: membrane; chloroplast. Bases 63 to 1271 code for a protein of 402 amino acids. The record is from RefSeq and is a predicted model, not a curated record.
GUGUGAGCAGCAAAUUAAAGAGUGAAUUCAUCGCUCUUAUCAGCAAGCACCGGGAAAAAAAAAUGGGUGGCUGCACCUGCUUUACCUUUACAUCUUCCCCACCAAUUUUCUCCUUUUAUGAUCAUAAAAAUAUUCGCUUCUCCUCCUCCUCUUCUUCUUCUCUAUCAUGGUCAUUCUCAUCAGCUUCCCACAAUUUCUCUCUGAAACUAUCCAAUAUCGUCAAUGCCAAAACCACUCGUUUCAGAACAAAUUGCAAACCCAAAGAUCCCGAUGUAAUGGAGUGCGUAGGAACGGGCCUGGACGUCGAGUGCCUCGUUACUCAAAACGAAACCCAAGAACCUGAACCAGAAGAUGUCGAAAAGGCGGAAGGCAACGUUUUCUUGGAGUGGGCGGUGCUGGUUUCCCCGUUCUUCUUCUGGGGCACGGCUAUGGUGGCGAUGAAGGAGGUGUUACCCAAGGCAGGCCCUUUCUUUGUGGCUUCCUUUCGUUUGAUUCCUGCGGGGUUGUUAUUGGUGGCGUUUGCCAAGUCCAAGGGCAAACCUUUACCCUCUGGACUCAAUGCGUGGCUUUCCAUUGCGCUCUUCGCUCUCGUGGACGCCACUUUUUUCCAGGGGUUUCUUGCUCAAGGAUUGCAAAGGACAUCUGCAGGUCUGGGCAGUGUGAUAAUUGACUCUCAGCCAUUGACAGUGGCUGUUCUUGCCGCCCUUUUAUUCAAUGAAUCCAUUGGCUUAGUAGGAGCUGCUGGACUAGUCCUUGGGGUUGUUGGGCUUCUUCUUUUGGAGGUACCAGCACUUGAUUUAGAUGAAAGUAAUUUUUCACUAUGGGGAAGUGGAGAGUGGUGGAUGCUCCUUGCUGCUCAGAGCAUGGCAGUCGGAACAGUAAUGGUCCGCUGGGUUUCCAAAUACUCUGAUCCUAUCAUGGCAACUGGAUGGCAUAUGGUAAUCGGUGGUCUUCCACUUCUUGGAAUUUCUAUUCUCAGUUGUGAUCCUAUUUUUAGUGGGAGUUUUCAGGAGCUUUCUGUCAAUGAUUUGUUGGCACUCUUUUAUACAUCAAUCUUUGGAAGUGCCGUAAGCUAUGGUGUAUUCUUCUACAGUGCAACAAAAGGUAGUCUGACGAAGCUCAGCUCCCUCACCUUCUUGACACCUAUGUUCGCUUCAAUUUUUGGGUUUUUAUACCUCGGCGAGACCUUCUCACCCCUGCAACUAGUCGGUGCCGUUGUCACCGUAGUUGCCAUAUACAUGGUUAACUUUCGAGACAGAAGUUUGCAGUGAAGAACAUGCUCGGUGAAAAUACGUAUACAAGACAUGUCGAAAAA